AUGAUUUCUGUGGCGAUAAUUUUUUUAAUUUGUGCGACGUUUGCCGAAAAUGCGGUUUAUGUAGGCAGGGGCUAUGAUACUGCUGAUGAUCCAUUAAAUGUUAAAAUCACAAAGGUGUUGGAUGUUAAUUUGGAAAACAAAGCAAGUUCUUGGAAAAAUGACUUAAGUAGGUUCUAUCAACCUCAGAGAGAAGACAUUGAUAUUGACAAAAAAGAUGGAUAUGUCCAGAUUCCCAUGAAGUUUUCAUUCGCAGUGGAUGAAAAGCGCAAUCAUGAUAUUUUGGAAGGCUGUAGAAAUUUAGUUGGAGUCAGCCAGCCAUCUUUGUGUUUUUUAAAAUCAUCUUCGGCGUCUGCAGAAAAGUAUGUUGCAUAUCCCAGAAGUUGUAGAGAAAUUCAAGAAAACGGUAACAAUAAAUCUGGAAUAUACGAAAUUAAGCCCAGGACUAGCAGUAAACCCUUUGCUGUUUUAUGCGACAUGGAAAUUCAAGGCGGAGGAUGGACACAUAUUCAAAAAAGGUUCGAUGGAUCUCAGGAAUUUUACCAACUGUGGAGAGAUUACAAGUUUGGCUUUGGAAAUCUAGAUGGAGAGUUCUGGAUUGGAUUAGAAAACAUUUACCACAUGACAGGAUUUGAAGCCAAUGAACUGUUAAUAGAACUCAUUGACAAGGAAAAGAAAACGGGACAUGCGCAUUACACAUCUUUUGCUAUAGGCCCUGAAAAAGAUGGGUACAAAUUGACUGUUCUAAACGGAUAUUCAGGAGAUAUCGGUGAUGGAUUAAGCGGUCAUUUAAACGCCAAAUUUUCAACUAAAGAUAUGGAUCUGGAUGAAAACUCCGGAAGUUGUGCUACAACUUAUGAGGGAGGAUGGUGGUAUAAAAGUUGUUACACAAGUUGUCUGAAUGGAAAGUAUUCAACUGUUAUUCUUCCUGAUGCGAAUAAAUAUCACGGAAUUAACUGGAAUGGGUUCCGAUCAAAGGAAUACAAUUUAUCCGGAUCAAGGAUAAUGAUCCGUCCAAUAGGAAGUUAA
Diabrotica balteata is the source of this 1026-nucleotide messenger RNA. The record is from the annotation of a GenBank genome assembly. Lineage: Eukaryota; Metazoa; Arthropoda; Insecta; Coleoptera; Chrysomelidae.